CUUUCCGUUUCAGGUCGCAGCUGCGAAAGGAGCCGCCGCCAUGUCUGCGCAUCUGCAAUGGAUGGUCGUGCGGAACUGCUCCAGUUUCCUGAUCAAGAGGAAUAAGCAGACCUACAGCACUGAGCCCAAUAACUUGAAGGCCCGCAAUUCCUUCCGCUACAACGGACUGAUUCACCGCAAGACUGUGGGCGUGGAGCCGGCAGCCGACGGCAAAGGUGUCGUGGUGGUCAUUAAGCGGAGAUCCGGCCAGCGGAAGCCUGCCACCUCCUAUGUGCGGACCACCAUCAACAAGAAUGCUCGCGCCACGCUCAGCAGCAUCAGACACAUGAUCCGCAAGAACAAGUACCGCCCCGACCUGCGCAUGGCAGCCAUCCGCAGGGCCAGAGCCAUCCUGCGCAGCCAGAAGCCUGUGAUGGUGAAGAGGAAGCGGACCCGCCCCACCAAGAGCUCCUGAGCCCCCUGCCCCCAGAGCAAUAAAGUCAGCUGGCUUUCUCACCAAAAAAAUAAAUAAAUAAAAAAAAAAAAUAAAA
This is a messenger RNA of Pan troglodytes (chimpanzee), 530 nucleotides long. Its product is annotated as large ribosomal subunit protein eL28-like. The transcript has a single exon. The coding region runs from base 41 to 454 and encodes 137 amino acids. Lineage: Eukaryota; Metazoa; Chordata; Mammalia; Primates; Hominidae. Gene Ontology annotation, biological process: translation. Gene Ontology annotation, molecular function: structural constituent of ribosome. Gene Ontology annotation, cellular component: ribosome. The record is from RefSeq and is a predicted model, not a curated record.